AUGUAUCAGCGAUUGGACAAGAUGCGUAAGCGGGCCUUCGCUUCCAUGUGUCUGUUCGGUGAGGACAACAACACCACAAUCUCCGGCAUCUGGGUCUGGCGCGGACAGGAGCUGGCUUGUGUUUUCUGGCCAGUACAGCAGCAAAGAUUGCCAAUCAUACCCGAGUUCCUGUACGACAUCAGACAUCCGGAUGCUCCAUUAGCUAGCUUUCCGAAAACUCCUCCGACCACACUGUCCCCUUGCCAGAAGGAAACCACCACUCCGUACAAUGGCGUCGACGUCACCACCCCUGGCUACGACAACGCCAGCUGGUACGCCGAGGCGGAGGAACGGCACAAGGAGCUGGUGGAGGAAACGGUCGAGGUAGGCCUUAUGUUUGCAUCGAAAGCAUUCGUCCAGUUACUUGCCAAUCCCAUAGUCGGGCCCCUUACACAUAAGAUAGGCUAUAGUAUUCCCAUGUUCGCUGGUUUCGUCAUUAUGUUCGUUUCAACAAUAAUUUUUGCAUUCGGCAGAACGUAUCCCGUUCUGUUCAUCGCUAGGGCAUUGCAGGGUAUCGGAUCGUCCUGUUCGUCUGUGUCCGGUAUGGGAAUGCUGGCCGAUCGGUACACCGACGACAAGGAGCGGGGCAAUGCCAUGGGUAUUGCGCUGGGCGGUCUAGCUUUAGGCGUACUCAUUGGACCUCCAUUUGGUGGUAUUAUGUACGAGUUUGUGGGCAAAUCGGCACCGUUCUUGAUCCUGUCGGCACUGGCCCUUGGCGAUGGUUUACUGCAGCUGGUGAUGCUCCAACCUUCGGUAGCCCUGGACGAAUCGGAUCCACCAUCGCUGAAGGAGCUGGUUAUGGAUCCGUACAUCAUCAUCGCUGCCGGAGCCAUCACAUUCGCCAAUAUGGGCAUUGCCAUGUUGGAACCGUCGUUGCCUAUCUGGAUGAUGGACAACAUGGGAGCCAGCCGAUGGGAGCAGGGAGUGACCUUCCUGCCUGCUUCGAUCAGUUACCUGAUAGGUACAAAUCUUUUCGGCCCACUUGGACACCGGAUUGGCCGAUGGUUGGCGGCAUUGCUUGGGCUGGUUAUCAUUGGACUCUGCCUGAUGUGUAUCCCGUUGGCUACUUCUAUCCACCACCUGAUUCUUCCUAAUGCUGGGCUCGGAUUCGCCAUUGGUAUGGUUGAUUCCUGUAUGAUGCCGGAGCUUGGAUACCUGGUGGACAUCCGACACUCAGCCGUUUACGGUAGCGUGUAUGCCAUUGGAGAUGUUGCUUUCUGCGUAGGAUUUGCUAUUGGACCGGCAUUGAGUGGCACCUUGGUGAACACAAUCGGAUUCGAGUGGAUGUUGGUGGGCAUUUCCAUCCUGUGCUUCCUGUACGCACCGCUGCUGACAUUCCUGCGGGCUCCACCGACCAAGGAAGAGAAAAAGGUAGGUGGCUUCGAGAACGGAGGCCUCUCGGUGGACGAUGUCCCAUCCAUAGGCAAAACCUCGGCCAGUGACGGUAUCGUCCACACGGUUCUGGGGAUGACCUCUGCCGAAAAACCCUCGUCGGAAUUGAAGAGCUCAGCUACACCUGCUAACUGUGACGAAAGCUUCACCACUAGACUUUAGUUAUUAUUUUUGCAUAUAAAUUACCUAUCUUCCUAUGUGUUUUUGUUUCCUAUCAUUUAUGAAAAACCAAUGAGCUCGAUACAGGUAAAUGUUUUCAUAAAACCAAUCAAAUGUGCCUUACGAAACUGUACCUUCCCAGAAGGAUAAUGUUUUAACUUCCAACAUUGAUCUUAUUAGUUUUUAGGUUAAGUUACUUUUUUAUAAUACGCACCAGACGAUGAAAUAAAAGAUAAGCGACCACUUUA
This is a messenger RNA of Uranotaenia lowii, 1838 nucleotides long. RefSeq names its product synaptic vesicular amine transporter-like. The record is from RefSeq and is a predicted model, not a curated record. Gene Ontology annotation, biological process: translational elongation; aminergic neurotransmitter loading into synaptic vesicle; transmembrane transport. NCBI's taxonomy places the organism in Eukaryota, Metazoa, Arthropoda, Insecta, Diptera, Culicidae. The coding region runs from base 1 to 1593 and encodes 530 amino acids. Gene Ontology annotation, cellular component: synaptic vesicle membrane; terminal bouton. The transcript has 7 exons. Gene Ontology annotation, molecular function: serotonin:sodium:chloride symporter activity; translation elongation factor activity.